AUGGGUCUACAGGCGCUUGCUACUACACUCGGCAUACCAGCCGGUCCGCUUCUACUUCCAUCACUCGGCACACUCUUCGACCAAUACAUGGACAAAGGAGACGUCGUGAGAGAGGCAGCUACAGCUGCUGUCAAGUCAACACUCAAAAUAUUCCCUCCUGAGGCUCUCGGUUUGGUGCUUCGUCAUUUAGAAGCCGCAUUGAAGCAGACCAAGCAGUGGAAGUCCAAAGUCGGAAUUUUGGAUGCAAUCAAAACACUUACCAAUCAAAACAAGGACCAGAUAGGAGAAGAAUUGGGCAAUACACUGCCCCAUAUAGAGCAAGCGAUGCACGACACCAAAGCUGAGGUAUCGUCGGCCGCAAUAAAAUGUGGCACGGCACUAUGUUCAACUCUUCCAAAUCCCGACCUUCUCCCGCAUGUUCCUGCCCUCGUCAAAUGCAUGGCCAACCCAGAGACGGUACCCGCGUGCAUCAAAGCGCUCUCGAAUACCACAUUCGUGGCAGAGGUCACAGCUCCAGCGUUAGCGGUGCUCGUGCCUCUCCUCAAUCGAGCCCUUAAUGAUAGAAGUAUGGAAGUACAGCGAAGGACUGUAAUCGUCAUUGACAAUUUGGUGAAGCUUGUACGCGACCCCAAGGUGGCAGCUCGAUACCUGUCCGGCUUGGUUGAUGGUGUCGAUAAAAUUAUGCAAGGGGCUUCGUUCCCUGAAGUACGAGCCUUUGCAGCCGCCGCUCAUGAGACUUUGAUCAAGGCUGGGGCUUCAUCCGGAGCACCUCCACCACUACCUAGGGAUCUCGAGGCCGAGAUUGAGUCGUCAAUGAGAGAAAUGGCACCAUUCCUUCCAGUAUCACUAUUCACCUCGUUGACGCCUCUUCAACCUUUCCACAAUAGCUUCAAAAUUUGUUUGCAUUUUGUUGGCAAUCUCGUCGCUGACUUGGCUAAUAACAAGAGAUACGACGAUAAGGCCACAUGGCAGAGAUGUAUUGGGCAGUACCUUGCUCCUUGGAUCACAAAAUAUGGACAAAGUGACGACUCGGAUGGUUCUCAGCUCUCCGAGACAAUCAGGAAUCAUUUUUACGCUCUCUACAAGGCACAAUUCGCCACAAAUACCAAUGGUUCCUCUGAAGAAGGAGAGAUUCUUUGCGAAACUUUAUUCUCCCUUGCUUACGGUGCUUUAUUGUUACUCUCUCACACCACUCUCCGCCUUAUCCGCGGUAGAAG
Acaulospora colombiana is the source of this 1217-nucleotide messenger RNA. The record is from the annotation of a GenBank genome assembly. Lineage: Eukaryota; Fungi; Glomeromycota; Glomeromycetes; Diversisporales; Acaulosporaceae.